CACAGGCAGGAGCCACAGGCCCCCGCAGUCACUGGCCACCGGGAGCUUCGGAGCAUCAACGGUAACGAUGACUUCUCUGCUUCUGCUGUGUGUGUCUUUGCCCUUCAUCUUGGCAACAACAUCAUUUCGACACCAUGACGGCUUGGAUGGCACACUGCGUGUCAGCAUCCCCAUGGAGGUGCCUCUCCGCCCCCUGCUGGGUGGCAAGGUGGUGGUGCCCUGCUAUUUCCAGGACAACACCGCCAGAGACCCUGCUGCACCGACCACAGCCCCGCUCUCCCACCGCAUCAAAUGGAGCUUUGUCACUAAGGAGAACGUUACCACUAUCCUGGUGGUGUCGGAGGGGAAUGUCCACGUGGAGACGGAGUACCUGGACAGAGUAACAAUGGUCAACUACCCGCUGGUGUCCACAGAUGCCAGCCUGGAGAUAACGGAGCUGAGGUCCAAAGACUCGGGCACCUACCGCUGUGAGGUGAUGCACGGCAUCGAGGACAACUACGACACCGUGGACAUCCAGGUUCAAGGUAUUGUAUUCCACUACCGAGCCAUCACCACCCGGUACACCCUUAACUUUGAGAAGGCCAAGGCAGCUUGCAUCCAAAACAGUGCCACCAUCGCCACCCCAGCCCAACUGCAGGCCGCCUACGAUGAUGGAUACCACCAAUGUGAUGCCGGCUGGCUGUCUGAUCAGACUGUUAGGUACCCCAUCCAUGAGCCGCGGGAGGAAUGCUACGGAGACAAGGAAAACUUUCCUGGUGUGAGAACCUAUGGCGUGAGAGACGUAAAUGAGACUUACGACGUGUACUGUUUUGCAGAGAAGAUGGCAGGCAGAGUCUUCUACUCCAUGUCGGUAGAGAAGUUCACCUUCGACGAAGCUGAGGAUCAGUGCACCAAACUGGGCGCCAGGCUCGCCACCACCGGAGAGCUUUACCUGGCCUGGAAGGGUGGUAUGGAUGUGUGUAAUGCCGGUUGGUUGGGAGACAGGAGCGUACGUUACCCCAUCAACAUUGCCAGACCUCAGUGUGGAGGCGGGCUCCUGGGAGUUAGAACAGUCUACCUGUUCCCCAACCAGACGGGAUACCCCAUCCCGAGCUCUCAUUAUGAUGCUAUCUGCUUCCAAGGCAGUGACGAUGAAGGUGCAGUUCCCGGGAGGAUCACUCCUUUCCCAGACAUCAUGAGCAUAACCCCAGCACCUGGAGUUUAUCCAGGCCUCACAAGCCCCCUUGGGGGUCAGGAGAUCAAGCAUGGCGGUGUGGACAUUCUCACCAAGCCUAUCUCACCUCCUUUUACAGACGCCACCAUGGCUCGCACCGGUGUGGUGUUCCACUACCGACCUAUUAGUGGUCGGUACACGCUAACCUUUCUGGAGGCCCAAGAGGUCUGCAAAAGUAUUGGAGCAGUCAUCGCCAGCCCUUUGCAGCUGCAGGCGGCCUUUGAAAAAGGCCUGCACCAGUGUGACGCUGGUUGGCUAGGUGACCAGAGCGUUAGGUAUCCCAUCGUCUCCCCCCGAGAUAAUUGUGCUGGUAACCUGCUGCACCUACCAGGAGUCCGAUCCUACGGUCUGAGGCCAGACACAGAACGUUAUGAUGUAUUUUGUUAUGUCGAACAUCUGCAAGGUGAAGUCUUCUUCACCAGCGAUUAUGACAGCUUCUCCUUCGAGGAGGCCGUGCUGCACUGUGAGAAACUCAACAGCACACUGGCCACAACAGGGCAGCUGUACGCCGCAUGGAACCAAGGCCUUGACAAGUGCCGCCCUGGGUGGCUGAUGGACCGCAGUGUCCGAUAUCCCAUCACAACCCCCAGAUCCCACUGUGGGGGAGGCCAGGUGGGCGUGCACAUCAUCUAUGCUUUUCCCAACCAGACAGGCUUUCCAGAUGAGCACUCCCGCUACGACGCCUAUUGUUUCAAAGCUGAACGACCCGCCAUUGAAACUGACAGCGGAACAACCAUUGACACUGACAGUGAAACCACCACUGACACUGACAGCGAAACCAUUUUCGACAAGUUACUGACAGUUGACGUCAUCAGCAAGACAACGGUUGCAGUUGAUCAUGCCACUCCCACUAUUGAACCUACUGUGGAUUACAAUGACACUGAAAGAGGUCUAAACAUCACAGAAAUAGAAGAGGUUAUCCAAAAGACAAACAUCACAACUCAGCUAAUUGCGCCUACUGUCCCAGUUGAUGGUUCUGCCUCUGGAUCAGGCGAUCAUUCAGCCAGUGGGGAUAUCUCAGGGGAGUCCAGCACCACCAGCGGGAGUGGAGCCUCUGGUUCGGGACUAGACAUCACCUUCAGUGGACACACAGACAUCCUGUCAGGAGACCAUUCAGCCUCUGGUGAUCCACAAGGAGCAGAGGGUGGCAGCACAAUAUUCACCUCGGGAGAUUCCUAUAGUGCAUCAGCAUCUGGAUCUGGUUUUGUUGUAUCAGGAUCAGGUUCUGCCAGUGGCAGUGGAGACAGUGGCUAUGGAGCUGACAUUGUGAUCAAUAUACUGGAUAGAAAAGAGAAAGAACUGUUGAUCCCAACCAUCACUGAGCAGGAGUUAGAUAGCGGAGUCUUGUGGACUUCAGGUAUGUCCGGAGCAGGAAGUAUAUCCGGAUCAGGAACUAUGUCCGGAUCAGGAAGCAUGUCUGGAUCAGGAGGUAUGUCUGGGUCAGGCAGUGGAUUUUCUGGUAUCACCUUUACGGACAACGGUUCCAUUGACCUAACAGUUCAGCAAUCAGGAGAGCAGGAGUUGUAUGGUUCCACUGUAAUGUCCGGAUCAGGAUCUAUGUCCGGAUCAGGUUCUUUGUCUGGGUCUGGCAUCAGUGGAUUUUCUAGCAUCAUCUUUACAGACAAUGAUGCCAUUGACCUAACAGUUCAGCAAUCAGGAGAACAGGAGUUAUACGGAUCUGCUGAAAUGUCUGGAUCAGGAUCUAUGUCCGGAUCAGGCUCUUUGUCUGGGUCAGGCAUCAGUGGAUUUUCUGGCAUCUCCUUUACGGACAACAGCGGCAUUGACUUAACAGUCCAGCCAUCAGGAGAGCAGGAGUUGUCUGGAUAUCAUCCCUUUACAACGGGAUACCCCAGUGGCUCUCCAAGUGGUUUUGCAUCUGGUGUUUCGGGCAGUGGCUCCGCCUCUGGCCAACCUUCACAGACGGACAGUGACAUCAUCUUUCUAACAGAUGACAGGAUAAAGGAAGUUACCAUUUCUCCCCAGGAGCACCACCCAGAAGAGGGUCGUGGCAUUAUAGAAAUAAGCGGCCAGGAAAGUGGUUCUGGAAUCCAUCUUCAAAUCUCAGGCAGUGACAGGCCGUCAACUGCUGGACUUUCUAUAGCUUUUCCUCCUGGAUCUACCAUGACCUACCCAGACUACAAUGGACCAUCAGGGCACGAGGAGGAGGAGGUCAUCGUUCUGACUCCAGGCCCUGCCUAUAUCAGCCCGACCACUGCACCGACAAUUUCACUGGCAACCCCUCCUGUUGUGGAGCAGCCAGAAGUAGAAGAGGUUGUGCAUGGUUGUCCCGAGGGCUGGUUGGAGUUCAUGGGAAGCUGUUACCUCCACUUUGCUGACAGACACACCUGGUCAGAUGCUGAGCAGCGUUGCCAGGAGCUCAAUGCCCACCUGGUCAGCAUCAGAUCUGAAGAGGAGCAGCUGUUUCUAAACUCCAAAGGUCAGGACUAUGAGUGGAUAGGUCUCAAUGACAAAGACGUUCAGAAUGAAUUCCGUUGGACAGACAGCAGUGCUCUGACAUACGAGAACUGGAGGCCCAACCAACCUGAUAACUACUUCAACUCCGGGGAGGACUGCGUGGUCAUGAUUGGGCAUGAGGGAGGCCAGUGGAACGACGUUCCCUGCAACUACUACCUUCCCUUCUCAUGCAAGAGUCAACCCGCGGGGUGCGGAGCGCCCCCGGAGGUGGAGCACGGCUCACCAAUGGGCGUCAGCCGAGAUCACUACGCCGUCAACUCCAAAGUGCGCUACCAGUGCCAAGCGGGCUACACGCAGCGCCACAUGCCUAUCAUACGUUGUAUGGAGAACGGACAGUGGGAGAGGCCACAAGUGGAAUGUACAGAAACAGCCGGCGGCAGCGGCAACAGGCUACACAGAAGAUCGGUGAAGAGCAGAAGUCGAGGAGUCAGCAGCCGACGGGAGCACAGGAAGAUGCUCUGAGCAGGACUGAAUGAAACACAAGUGAGAUUCACAAAAGGACCCCUCUCGUGGACACCGAUGCUAAUGCCCGACCAAAAAUGAAAGCAU
This is a messenger RNA of Phycodurus eques (leafy seadragon), 4237 nucleotides long. It is a transcript of the gene acanb, whose product is annotated as aggrecan b. Lineage: Eukaryota; Metazoa; Chordata; Actinopteri; Syngnathiformes; Syngnathidae. The transcript has 18 exons. The record is from RefSeq and is a predicted model, not a curated record. Gene Ontology annotation, biological process: cell adhesion. Gene Ontology annotation, molecular function: hyaluronic acid binding. The coding region runs from base 68 to 4150 and encodes 1360 amino acids.